AUGACGACCGUCGGGACACAGGCGCAAUGGAAAAGUGCUGCAUGUCUUACGUCGUUCGAUGGCUAUUUCGCUGCUUUGCGUCGACUCAUCUCGUGCUGUUCGUGUCGUGAUGUUCAUCCAGCGGAACAACUGGAACUGAAGCAGCAGCUGAUCGAGACCGACACAGUCCAGUGGCGCCUGCAGUCGGACUCAGCCAGCGACGCCAACUGCCACGUCGUGCGACGAGUUGCUGGAGUCGACAUCAGUUUCCUCAGAGGUUCGGACGAGCACGCGUGUGCCUCCAUCGUGGUGCUGGACUACCCGUCCCAAGCUCUGCUGUACGAAGCAUUCGUCUACGUCGCGCUGCCAGCUCCGUACGUUCCUGGGUUCCUGGCGUUCCGGGAAGUUCCAGCUCUGACAAAGCUGUACGACGAUCUCCGGCGUCGCCGUCCAGACCUGCUGCCUGACGUGACACUGGUGGACGGCAAUGGGGUGCUGCAUCCGCAGGGCUUUGGUCUCGCCUCGCACUUUGGUGUGCUACGAGGCAUUCCGACGAUCGGCAUUGGCAAGACGUUCCUUCACGUUGAUGGGCUGACAAAGUGUAUCGUGAAGAGACUGAUGGCCGAAGCUCGAGAAGACGACGGGACGCACGACGUGGUGGAGCUGACAGGAAAGUCUGGAAAGGUAUGGGGCGCGGCAGUAUGCAGCACAGCGGACGUGAAGAAUCCCAUCUACGUGUCGAUUGGACACAUGGUAUCCCUCGACACGGCCAUUGCAAUUGCUCGAGCGUGCGCCCAGCACCGCGUGCCCGAACCCAUCCGGCAAGCCGACCAGCGGUCCCGCGCCGUUAUCCGGCAGUGGACCAGCAGCAACGCCGUCGACAUGACGCUCGACCUAUUCCACGUCCAUGCGCCAUACUGA
Hyaloperonospora brassicae is the source of this 900-nucleotide messenger RNA. NCBI's taxonomy places the organism in Eukaryota, Oomycota, Peronosporomycetes, Peronosporales, Peronosporaceae. The record is from the annotation of a GenBank genome assembly.